AUGCCUGGCCGAACAUCAGAUCGUUUCCAAGCCCUCGUCCAGGCGCUGAGCGACAAGCUUGGUCCUUGUAGUGGUAUCAACAGUGACGAUGUCGACGAGAAGGAGCUCCAGAAGUUGAUGGAGGACUAUGUCUCGGACGAGUCAGAAUGGGAGGUGUAUUCUAUGGCGCAGCCUAACACAGCAUACACGCGGAAUCUGGUGGACAAGGGCAACGGCAAGAGCAAUUUGCUUCUCUUAGUGUGGGCCCCCGGAAGGGGGAGCCCCAUCCAUGACCAUGCCAACGCCCACUGCAUCAUGAAGAUCCUCAAGGGCAGCCUCACCGAGACACGCUACGCAUGGCCCACGGUCAACCUCAACAACUCUGAGGAUCACCACAUGCAGGUCAUCUCCGAAAAGACAUACCAGGCCGACCAGGUUACGUACAUGUCUGACAAGCUUGGGCUGCACCGCAUCUCAAACCCAGAUAAGGAAAACUAUGCUGUCUCGUUGCAUUUGUACACUCCACCAAACGCAGCCGUCUAUGGCUGCAACGUCUUCAACGAAGCAAACGGUCACUCGACGCACAUGGCUAGGUGCACGGUGUUCUCUGAGUACGGAGUCCGCGAGGCACGAUCUUAG
Messenger RNA from Didymella exigua CBS 183.55, 618 nucleotides. Its product is annotated as cysteine dioxygenase type I. NCBI's taxonomy places the organism in Eukaryota, Fungi, Ascomycota, Dothideomycetes, Pleosporales, Didymellaceae. The record is from RefSeq and is a predicted model, not a curated record. Gene Ontology annotation, molecular function: ferrous iron binding; cysteine dioxygenase activity. The transcript has 4 exons. Bases 1 to 618 code for a protein of 205 amino acids. Gene Ontology annotation, biological process: L-cysteine catabolic process.